UAAUCCCACAGAGCCAACUCCAAAUAAAGUUAAAUAUAUAAAUAAAAUAAAUUGAACUCCUACCUGGGGUUUCUUUUAUAAAUUUAUUUAUUUAAUUUAUUUGGAAAAUAACAAAUAAUUAGUAAUAAAUGAGGAUGUCUAAAAAUGUCAAAGUGUUGGUCUCUCUAGUUCUUGUAGUGUUCUUGGCUCUUGCAGCAACCAAUAUUGAGGCAAGAUACAUAGAUUAUCGUGAUCUUAAUAGUGGAGAUCACAGUUUGGCUUGCGAUAAAGCGAAGCCUAGCACCUGCAAGAAGCAAGAAGCCAAUCAUUACCACAGAGGAUGCGAGACGGUCGAGCGGUGCCGUGGAUCUGCUUAAAUUAUACAGAUGAUAACCGAAGAUCAUAUUCAUGCAUCAAAUUAGUUUCCUAAUUUGGUCAAUUUAUAAAAAUGCAAUCCUCAUGUUAAUUUGAGAUGAUCAAAUUAAUUUCCUUGUUAUUUAAUUAGUCUGUUAUUGGCUUUGUAAUUGAUUCUAACACGAUGAUGUUACGAUCAAAUAAAUAUGAAUAUUAUUUGUUCUCUA
Messenger RNA from Brassica napus (rape), 560 nucleotides. Its product is annotated as protein RALF-like 15. The record is from RefSeq and is a predicted model, not a curated record. Lineage: Eukaryota; Viridiplantae; Streptophyta; Magnoliopsida; Brassicales; Brassicaceae. The coding region runs from base 129 to 356 and encodes 75 amino acids. The transcript has a single exon.